UUUCAACCUGCUGCGAGAAGCGCGCAUUAUCUACGGAGCGUUUGAAGAGUUGGACUUGCGAGGCAUGAGGUGUGAAGAUUCACAUGUUGCCACAGCGCUAAAGAUCUGUGGUCUGUGCAUUGCCCCUACUCGUCUCACAGUGGAGCUGCGAGAGCUGCAGGCGACUGAGUGCUACCGGCGUGGUCGCAUUCAGCUGUGGGAAUUCUUUGACUUGAUACCCUUGUGUGAGCUCUAUUCGUCCAACGCGCAAGAGUGUCCCACGUCACUAGGAAAGCGUAGCGAGGAUUCACUGUACCCGAUUGAGAACUUUGAAUCCAUUCUUAUGACUGGAAACGAGCGGACGGACAGUUUUCUUGAGCAGAAGUAUCAGAAAGCUCGGCAUCAACAACAUAUUCUGGACACAUCUGCCGAUAGAAACCCCACAGGACUGUUGGGCUCAGUGAGGCAAGUCCCUCGACGAAGACAGGCAAUAUCUAGUGCCACUGCAGCUGUAGCAAUGUGGGAGAGGAUUGAUGCGGCUGAGAAGUCUGUGAAACUGGCCCGUGCCGGUGUCUGGACAAAGGAGAUGGGUGAGCAGUUACAGCAUCGCCGUGACCAGCCUCUACUGGACGAGGGCAGCCCAUUCAAGAACAUGCUCUUAGAGUCACUGCCGGCAAAGCAGCAUGACUGCAGUCGGUGGUACAUGGGAGCGACAAGGUCCAGGGGACAGUCUCUACCAUCAAUACAUGUCAGACAUGUCAGUCGACGGCCGCAACCUCCAAUAGAGGCAGCAGCAGCGGCGGGGACUUCAUCCAACACAGGUACACAUCAUCCUGCCAGCCAUUCCUCAUCACAAGUGGGCGAAAGAAGCACAGAGUGCGAGUAUCGACCUAACCCUGCAUCAGCUAUUCCCACCAACACUCGCCGAGAGAUGAGAAGGAGUGAUGCCACCUAUGCCGCCGCGUCAGCCAGUCAACAAUCCCAACAACCCGACAGUCAUGGACAGCAAUCGUCAGCCUGCUUGUCGAGUGAAAUGGCGAUGAGGAGCCCCACUGUCCAGUCAACUAGACACAGACGUGCUCACAGUGGACCAGGGACGCACCAUGCUCAUGUACACUCUGCCCAUGUUGACCAAUUAUCACCGCUUGUCACAGACAAGGAGCUUGAAGACCACAAGAAGCGGAUGGUUGAACUGGCAUGGAAGAUGAUGAAUCAGAUGCGAAGACUACAGGACACCACGAAACUCAGAACACAGAAUACUCGUACAGCCGGUGUUGGACGUGUGACUGGUCGUUUUCAUCGCUAGCACUAGUGCUAUUACUAUACCUUGGUCCAGGCACUGGCAGGCAGCAUGCUCUUUGCUGAAGUCCAUGCAUCAUGCACACUGCUGCAUUGGACUAUGGCAUAACUGUAUGUGAACCCUGCCCCCCCCCCCCCCCCCCCCCAUUAUAAGUUAUAACUUAUUUUAUUUCCUCUUCAUUCAAGUCUAAACUACGGGGAAAGUACGUUACUUCUCAUUCUACGGGUACUAGGUCUAUCUACAGGUACUAGGUCUAUCUACAGGUCUAUCUACAGGUACUAAGUCUAUCUACAGGUCUAUCUACAGGUCUAUCUAUUAUCUGACAAAUGUUCACAUACAGUACAGGUCAGCCAUUAGCAAGUAUGCUUGCAGACCUAUAGACCGUGAGUACAGGAAUCUAGGAUGUUUAGUUCUUUAUGUACCUCUCCUCGGGUGACUGUUUGAAGACACAAACCUAAGCUAG
This is a messenger RNA of Sycon ciliatum, 1742 nucleotides long. RefSeq lists its product as uncharacterized. The record is from RefSeq and is a predicted model, not a curated record. Lineage: Eukaryota; Metazoa; Porifera; Calcarea; Leucosolenida; Sycettidae.